Messenger RNA from Chlorocebus sabaeus (green monkey), 596 nucleotides. The record is from RefSeq and is a predicted model, not a curated record. NCBI's taxonomy places the organism in Eukaryota, Metazoa, Chordata, Mammalia, Primates, Cercopithecidae.
AAAGUAAAGUGUGAGUGGCUUUUGUGUUUCAGCACUCUUGAAAGGUACCUGAAGUGAAUUUGCACCAAAGCAGCAGCUGCAUUGCCUCAGUUCUAUCUUCACCUUCACAAUGUUUCCCUUGGUCAAAACUUCACUAAGUCAUCUCCAUGUUCCAAGCAUCCAGCAAACAAUGGCAAGGCAGAGCCACCAGAAACAUACGUCUGAUUUUCAUGACAAAGGUGGUAAUGCUGUAUUAGCUAAUGGAGACACUUUCUGUAUUGCUGUAUGGACAUAUGUAGCAACACAAAUUGGAAUAAUAGGGAACCUGUCCCCUGUUGGCAGAGUCACUCUAAAGGAAUGGAGAGAUCAGUAAUCAUCCCAGCUGGUAUACUACUGAAUUGUUUAAAAAAAUAUCAUAAUUGAUGCCAAGUGAAAGCACUGUAUACCCUUAAGAUAUGGCAUUAUUGAAGAAAUAAAUUUGAAACCUUCAAAAGCAAACAAAAAAAUGGUAAAGCAUAAGUUCUGCCUAGAUCAUAAGCUUGUUAAAAAUCAGAGUCAAUGUCUCAUUCAUCUUUGUUUCCCAACCUCUAUCAGAGUAACUUGCACAUAUCAAGCUC